CAGACCCAGGCGCGCGCGCGCGCGCACGUUGCACAAGAUGCGCGACUCCAGUGAAAUUGUGCUGUGCGCUCACACAAUCGAUGCGCGGUGACUGCAUGCUUUUAUGCUGUGCAUAAGCAGCCUAUCCUACAUGUGAGAACUGUAAAUAAGAGAUCUGCAUAAACAUAGCUACUGUGCGUUUUUUGUGUUUGUUUUUAAAUCAGAAAAACACGCAGCUUUAGAUUUGGGCUAUGUGAGCUUGCAUGCAUCGGAGCAGAAUUCUCACAAGAGAAACACGAGAGCGUCAAUGACAGAUUAUGACAAUACAGCGGACGUAGGUGACCAGUAACGCAGAAAAAGGCAGCGCUGAAAACAGAAAGAGGAUGAGGAUACCAUCACCAGGCUCACUCUGCCUAGCCCCAGAUGCCUCCCCUCCCUCUUGACGAGCGCAUAGUGGUAAUUCAGCGGCCUAAAAACUUAGGCUUGUGUGUGGCCUCUCCACCAGCCACGUCUCAGUCUUCCUCACGUCUUAACACCCGCAGCGAGCCCCCAUCUCGCUUGCUACACUCCCAACUUCCUCCAUCCCAUCCCCACCCAAUAGCUAACUCUUUGUCCUUGGAAUGCAGGCACAGGCACUUACCCCAUGGGCAAAGAGCCAAGGGCGAGAGAGGCGGCAGUACAGAGGACAGCAGCUGGAUCCCUAGUCACUGUCACAGCAAUGGGACUGUGACUCUGGGUCCCAGGCCUUACACGCACACUCAUAACAUUGACAUCAAAGUAUCAGUGGACAAAGGAGGGCCGUAUUCUGACAAAAGGUGCAGUAGCAGCUUGACUCGAGCUGAAAGCAGCAGAGACAGCAGAGGUCAGAGGGUGGCUUCACACUUAGCUCCAGGGCAAAGUGACAGGAAAUUCAGAGAAAAAUCUACAGAAACCACUGAGAGGCACCAGAUCACAGCGCAGUAUAAUAACCACUAUCAGAACAACCUCACAGUGUCACCUGGUGGGGUCUUAGAAUUUGUUCCAGCCCAAAGACAACAAUCUAAAUCUAGGUGGGCAAAAGAGGAAGAGUUGUUAUCAAAUCCACGUUUCACAACUGCCAACUACAGGGACGUGACUUCUGUUGGUAACAAAGAAAAGUCGAAACUGGGAACUGUCCAUCAGGCUCCCAAGCCCCACAGUCUAUCCCACCACCUUAUCUCCACCCCUCCAGCCCAUGCUUCUAUCCUAAACUCCCACUAUCAGGUGACCCCAAACUCUGUCCCCUACUGGUCCCCAUCUUCUUUCCCACACGCCAGUCAAACCCGCUCCUCACGUAUCAGAGAUACACACCCACAGAUCCUCCACAGCUUGCCACUAUCUCCAACCUCUUCUUUUGAAGGCUUCCCUAGCCCAGAUCACACUUGCACUAUUGACUUUUCUCGUCCAUUCAACUGUGACUGUUGGAGGCUGGUGUGCUGUAGAGGAAGGAGAACUCAGUCAUCUGGCUGUAAAGGAGGUACUGGAAGCCCAUCAUCUUCAUUUUCCCAAGGCCAAAGACAAAGUUCAAAUAAAGUAGGUGACGGUGCCAUGGGUUUGAAGAAAUUAGGAGGGUGUCUGUCCACGGCUUCAACCACAAACACCUCUUCAUCCAACAGCACUGUCUCAGAGUGCCAGACAGGGCUUCCCUUGGGCUGUGCAUCCUGUUCAGGGGAAGGUGGUGGGUUUGAUAGUCCUGCUGCGUUUUGCAAAAAAUUGGUUGGUGGUUGCCUACCCUGUGCCCCGUUCUCCCCUUCUGCUCCUUUGCGUGCUUUACAAAGUUGUGUCAAUGGCUGCAACCCCAAAUCAAGUCAGGCUGGUAGCUCUACUUGUAGUUACUGCAGUAGUGAUCCUAUAGUAGUGACUUUUAACCCACACAGAGGGAAGCCUCCUGGCUUCUACCACAAUGCUGGGGUUCACACCAUGGGAAGGCACCAACAUGAUGAUGACGAUUACAGUGUUCGCACAAUUUGGCCUGAUGAACUUGCAAAAAAGAUGACUCACUCUAAAACGCAACCUAACCAUCAUAGUGUAGGAAUGAGGACGGGAACAGGAAACUCUUACAUGGGCCAUGACCGGAGUACCAAUAAUGGAACCAGUCCAGUCAUUCUAGACUGUCGUAAUCUUCUAGAGUAUACCCGUUCUCAACUGACCGACCAUGCAGGACGACGACGACUCCAGCAAGGCAGGAUGGCAGUCUUGGACUUCAUGGGGUCAGGAAACAAGAGAGACCCAGCUCAAGACUCUCUAAAAAGGCUCUUUAACAAGGAAGGUGAUGUUGGAAUGGGAAAUGAUGAUGGGCUAGACGAUAUGUUUCCAAGCUCUCCUUCCCAUCACUCUCUCACUCCUGAGUCUUCACCCUCCUUCUCCCCUCCACCAUCAGCCCCUGGCACCCUGAUCAAGCCCAAACCAAGAGGAAGAGAUUGGGAGGGUGGGCACUCCUUACCAUCUGCUCAGUCUCUCCAUUUGGUCCUUAACUCAUUCAAUAGAGAGCAAGAAGAGGAGAAAAGGAGAGUGCACCUCUCCCUUCCGCUCUCAUCCUCCCUCCCUGCAUCUCUGUCGGAUGAGAGUGUAAUGACUCCAGAUGUGGAGAACGCUGUGAUAAGCCCCAUUCUACCUUUCCUUUUCUUGGGCAAUGAAAGAGAUGCUCAGGACCUGGACCUGCUGCUACGACUGAACAUCAGUUAUGUGGUCAAUGUCACCACGCAUCUGCCCCUCUAUCACCUGGACACAGGUCUGGUACGCUACAAGCGUCUACCUGCUACUGACAACAGCAAACAGAAUCUCAGACAAUAUUUUGAGGAGGUCUUUGAGUUUAUAGAGGAGGCUCACCAGAAUGGCCGAGGUGUGUUGAUUCACUGCCAAGCAGGCGUGUCUCGUUCAGCCACUAUCGUCAUCGCUUACUUGAUGAAGCACACCCUCAUGACCAUGACCGACGCUUAUAAAUAUGUGCGGAGCCGCAGACCAGUGGUGUCUCCCAACCUCAAUUUCAUGGGCCAGCUGCUGGAAUUUGAGCGAGAUCUCAACUCUGGUGUUACACCUCGAAUCCUAACCCCUAAGCUGAGUGGCCUGGAAACACAAGUCUAAAAGAUCUAGAAUAAUAGUUUUUUUAAAGGGAAGGAAUUGAAAGUGAGGUAAAACAAACAAAAAAAAAAAUCAAGAAAGUAUGGAUUUACAUCAUGCUUACUGUGGACAUUAAAAAAAAAGAUCGAAUACUCUUUCGAGUAUUUAUAUUGCAUAAAUAUAGCACUUAAACAGAAGUAGGCAAAUGAGUGUUUGUAUAAUCAACCUAACAGUGAUACUGUGCUCAUAAUAAUGUGCCAAGUUUUAUAAUGUUAAAUACUCCAUAGUAAUACAUUAUAACUAUCGUUGUACUCUACGUAUUAUCAACCUGCCCUCAUUGACGUAACCAAUGUAUAAAACAGUGAAGGCAGGGAGAAAAUGCAAUGCAAGGGCAAAAAAAAUACUGUCAAGCACAGAAAAAAGACACAAAGUGAUGAAUUUCUCAGACCCAAAAACUGUAGCAAAUUUCUCACACCUUCUCCACUGUGCACAGAACUUUUCUAGUAUAUUAUCCAGUAGAGAGUUCAACUGAGUGCACUUAUUUUCUUAUCCCAGUUAACGCCAAGUUAGCUGCUGACAACUUUUACCACACACAAAGGUUUAUUUUCCAUUUUUGUCAUUUGAGUCAUCUGCCAAAUGUGCAAAUACAUUUGUGGUUUACAUUCUUUU
Molecule: messenger RNA, 3726 nt
Organism: Tachysurus fulvidraco (yellow catfish)
Lineage: Eukaryota; Metazoa; Chordata; Actinopteri; Siluriformes; Bagridae
Exons: 5
Coding region: 403-3081 (892 amino acids)
Biological process (GO): negative regulation of JUN kinase activity; protein dephosphorylation
Cellular component (GO): cytosol; cytoplasm
Molecular function (GO): MAP kinase tyrosine/serine/threonine phosphatase activity; protein tyrosine/threonine phosphatase activity
Source: RefSeq, a predicted model, not a curated record